Molecule: messenger RNA, 843 nt
Organism: Fusarium keratoplasticum
Lineage: Eukaryota; Fungi; Ascomycota; Sordariomycetes; Hypocreales; Nectriaceae
Product: Aldo-ket-red domain-containing protein
Exons: 2
Coding region: 1-843 (280 amino acids)
Molecular function (GO): oxidoreductase activity
Source: RefSeq, a predicted model, not a curated record
AUGGCCAAACGAUCGAUUUCCGACACUCUCUCGCUGAAUAACUCUCUCAAGAUCCCACAGCUUGGGUUCGGCGUCUACAGGUCCCCAACCGAUGUGUGUAUCCAAUCAUGCCUGACUGCUCUGGAAUGUGGCUAUCGCCACAUCGAUACCGCACAGUACUACGGCAACGAGAAGGAGGUUGGCUUGGCUGUCAAGAAGUCAGGUCUUGACCGCAAAGAAAUUUAUCUCACUACCAAGAUCCUGAGUCCCGGCGGUUCUGUCGACAAGAGCUACGCGCAGUGCGCAGAGAGCGUCAAGUUGCUCGAUCCAGACACGGGAUACGUGGACCUGUUUCUGGUUCACAGCCCCAAUGGUGGCGCAGCUGCGAGAAAGGAGAUGUGGCAAGCUCUUGAGAGGCUUUACAAAGAGGGAAAGGCCAAGAGUAUUGGCGUGAGCAACUUUGGUAUCAAGCACAUUGAAGAGCUCAAGGAAUAUGCUGAAAUCUGGCCGCCUCAUGCGAACCAGAUCGAGCUUCACCCCUGGAUGCAACAGAAAGAAAUUGUCGAGUACUGCGAAAAGAACGGCAUUGUUGUCGAGGCAUAUUGCCCCCUCGUGCGAAACACCAAGGCCGACGACAAGACCCUCUUGGGCCUCGCUGAGAAGCACAGCGUCACUCCAAGCCAGGUUCUGAUCCGGUUCUGUCUUGAGAAGAAGUGGAUUCCCUUGCCCAAGAGUGACAACCCCGGACGUAUCAAGGCGAAUGCGGACGUGUUUGGUUUUGAUCUUGAUGAUGAGGAUAUGAGUGCUUUGAAUGGGCUUGAUCAGGGACGUGCAGGUGCUAUUGUUCAGCCUGUGGAUAACUAG